Molecule: messenger RNA, 1191 nt
Organism: Yamadazyma jaroonii
Lineage: Eukaryota; Fungi; Ascomycota; Pichiomycetes; Serinales; Debaryomycetaceae
Source: the annotation of a GenBank genome assembly
AUGUUUAAAGCAGUUAAAACUAUUCCAGUGUUGUCCAAGACAUUCACUAAGAGAUUGGUUUCAUCCAGUAGCGUAUUGAGAUCUUCAUCGGUCUUUAACAUGCCUGCCAUGUCCCCUACUAUGACAGAAGGUGGUAUUACCUCCUGGAAAUUAAAGCCCGGUGAAGAAUUCAAAGCUGGUGAUGUCUUGUUAGAAAUUGAAACUGAUAAAGCAACUAUUGAUGUUGAAGCUCAAGAUGAUGGAAUCUUAUGGGAGAUAUUAGUAGCUGAAGGGGAAUCUGGAAUUGCUGUUGGUAAACCAAUUGCUUUCUUAGCCGAAGUUGGAGAUGAUUUAAACACUCUUGAAAAACCAGUCAUUGAAGAAACACCAAAAGAAGCACCAAAAGAAUCGCCAAAAGAAUCACCAAAAACUGAAGAAUCAAAAUCUGAGGCUCCUAAACAAAACGAAUCAGCCCCUGCGCAAGAAUCAAGUGAAAGUGGAUCAAUCUUCGUCAAAGCUAAUCCAAGUCAAAAAUUAAUGCCAUCAGUAGAAGUUUUAUUACAUCAAAACAAUAUUUCAAAAGAAGAAGCCCUCAGUAAAAUCGAAGCUUCAGGUCCUAAAGGAAGAUUAUUAAAAGGUGAUGUUUUAAAUUACUUAGGUCAAAUCAAAAAAGAUUCUAUCUUGUCAAUUACAAAAAUCAUUAAUUCUAAACAACAUUUAGACUUAUCAAAUAUUGUUCUCAAAGCACCAGAACCUCAAACUAAAGAAUCAGACAAAGCUCCAGCUGCCAAAGCACCAAGAGAUGACAUUUUAACCAUUCAAUUAACAUCAGAAUUUACUUCCAAAGCCGAAUUUAAACAAGAUUUCGAAAACCUCAUUCACUCAUCAUUAGUUAAAACUUACGGUUCCAAAUUCCCACAAUAUGCUCAUUCUCCAUCAGCAAAUACUAACAUACAGACCGAUAUCUUUGAUGAAUUAUUGGUUCCAUCUCCAUCAACUGAAAGAUUCAAGAUUUUUGAUGUUACCUACAAAUUCAAUGAUGUCAAACCAAACUUUUCUCCAGUUUCAGAUUUUGAUGAUUUAUUAAGUCCAGUGGCUGUUCCUACUCCUUCAGGUAAAGUAGAUGUCGAAUUCAAAAUUCAAAUCAAUCCAUUAAUUGAUUCAAAAGAUUUCUUCAGCAGUUUCAAGAGUAUUUUAUUAUCACAAUUUUAG